GAGAAUGCGAGGGCAAUUCUCCAGGCGGGUGCUGAGACGCGAGGUGGAUGAAGGAUCGUCGAAUCGAUCGCAUGGGGAGCCGAUUAAGCUAAUUCGCAUUACCUGGCUCAUCGGCUCGUUUACUCGACCGAAAACGCCAUAGACGCAACCGAUUGUACCCUAGAAAUCCUUUUUGAAAAGUCUGCGACCGCAAAAAUCCAUUUUUGCGACUGGUGGAUUAAAGAUCGCCCGUAAAUCUUGUAGAUAAAGUAGCUGCAUCAAUUUUUUUCUUUCAGCUUACUCUUGCAAUUCUGAAAUCUCGGCGCUCUAAAAUGUUGGAGGAUGACUCUCAUAAUUCUUUCGGAGCAAACGAAAUUCUUCGUUGCAAGAUAUUGCUCACAAGAGAUUUGACUUUGAAAAAUGGCAUUUUCAUUAAAAUAUUGCGUAAAAUUUUGCUUAGGAGGAAGAGUGGAAUGUCCCGGGAAGACGACACGAGCAAUAAGCUUAACGGAAACACGACUUGGUCCCUGACACUCUUGUCGAAGGAUUACACAAUCAGCGGCCAUCCUGUGCGAAUCGCGUUGCAUAAUACCUUUUGUAUCCUCCCGGGACGCGAAAACACGAUGGCGUGUAAGAUGUGUGAGUAUAUAAGUACCGGCGAGCUCAAUACUGUUUCGUCGUCUUUACGAUCGGCCUUCGGCUACGAGAUAUCCCAGAUGACUCGCCCAUGUGACGUGUCGAGCGUUCUCAGCAUGUUGAACAAUUAUUUCCUAUACGUAUCAACGAUACUUCGUGCGAAUGUCACGCUCAACGCUACGUUAAAAGAUAUUUUUAAAAUAAAAUCCUGCAAAACAAUUUUACUAUAUUUAGCCUUUUUAUAAUUCUUGGAGCUAAUGAAAAAGCAAGAUAUAUUAUUCCGAUUGGGCGUGAAUGAUAUUUCGAACGCUAAGUUUUGUUCGAUUUAUUUGCGAGGGAGAAAAAAAAUGAAUACAGAUAAAACAUCGAUCGGAAUCGAGCGCAUAGCAGGGAAGGUCGUUCCCUUAACGCCACGAUGAUUUUGGCAAUUCGAACGCGUCAGACGAUCUCCGACCAAACGUCAUUUUUCGCCAAUUC
This is a messenger RNA of Wasmannia auropunctata (little fire ant), 1092 nucleotides long. RefSeq lists its product as uncharacterized. NCBI's taxonomy places the organism in Eukaryota, Metazoa, Arthropoda, Insecta, Hymenoptera, Formicidae. The record is from RefSeq and is a predicted model, not a curated record. The coding region runs from base 312 to 860 and encodes 182 amino acids. The transcript has 2 exons.